Molecule: messenger RNA, 2627 nt
Organism: Trematomus bernacchii (emerald rockcod)
Lineage: Eukaryota; Metazoa; Chordata; Actinopteri; Perciformes; Nototheniidae
Gene: tsr1
Product: TSR1 ribosome maturation factor
Exons: 15
Coding region: 14-2515 (833 amino acids)
Biological process (GO): ribosome biogenesis; maturation of SSU-rRNA from tricistronic rRNA transcript (SSU-rRNA, 5.8S rRNA, LSU-rRNA); endonucleolytic cleavage of tricistronic rRNA transcript (SSU-rRNA, 5.8S rRNA, LSU-rRNA)
Cellular component (GO): nucleus; preribosome, small subunit precursor
Molecular function (GO): U3 snoRNA binding; GTPase activity; GTP binding
Source: RefSeq, a predicted model, not a curated record
CCUACUCUCGCACAUGGUGAAAAUGGCUGCGAAUGAGGAAAAACAACAGGGGCACAGACCCGGCGUAUUGAAACAGAAAAAUAAAGGCCACAAACAUGGCAAGCACCGGACGAAAGGUGAAAUUGAGAGAGAAAACAAAGGUAGAGUAUCAGUGACGGCCCUUACUAAAAAACAGAGGAAGGAGCAUAAGAGGAUGGACAGAAGGAACAAAGCCAACCAGCUACGCAAGAAUAAGAAAGACAUGGUCCUAACAGAAAAGCGCCGUCUAGGCACAAGGGACGGUCCUCCUCACCUGGUUGCCGUGGUUUCCCUCCAUGGUGGAAUCGAUGCUGGGACUGUUACCAAACUGCUACGUGGGGAGGGGGCUGGGGGUGUCGGACUUCAGGAGCGGUGCAUCAGUGGAGUCACUGACAGUUUUGGGAUACUUCUGCCUCGUUUUAAGCAAAGGUUCAACUUUCUAAGCAUCAGCACGGCUGACAUACACUCUCUGCUGGAUGUGGCAAAGAUUGCAGAUAGCCUUGUAUUUGUACUGGACUCUGAUGAAGGUUGGGACAACUAUGGAGAAUACUGUCUCUCCUGCCUCUUUGCCCAGGGCCUUCCUAGUCAUGCACUGGUGUGUCAGGGUGUGUCUGAACUUCCUGUGAAGAAAAAGGUUGAGUCCAAGAGAGCUCUGUCGAAAAUCACAGAGAUCCGUUUCCCUGAUGAGCGUAUCUACCCUUUGGAUUCGGAGCAGGAUGGCACUCUACUUCUCAGACACCUGGGCACUCAGAGACAGAGAAAGCUCGGUUUCCGCUCCAGACGUGCCCAUCUUUUGGCUCAGAAAGUGUCUUUUACGGCAAACAGCCCUGCUGAGGGGACAGGUGGUGGACCCACUGGCCUGGGCACACUCUGUGUCUCUGGGUACGUCCGUGGUUGUCCUCUACAAGUUAACAGACUGGUGCACAUCACUGGAUAUGGAGACUUUCAGAUCAGUCAGAUUGAUGCUCCAUCAGACCCUCUUCCCCUCAUCUUAACAGCAACCAGACCUGCAAAGCCUGGCAAGGAAGGAGACUUUGACAUGCAGGAUGGAGGCGAGGAGGAGGCCCCAGUGAGGGUGCUCAUGAAAGCGGACCCCUCCUGCAGGGAGAGUCUGCAGGCGGAGGCUGAGGUGGACCCCAUGGAAGGAGAGCAGACCUGGCCAACAGACUCAGAGCUCCUGGAAGCUGAAGAGGCCAGGAAGAGCAAGCGUGUGAUGAAGGUCCCUAAAGGAACAUCAGACUACCAGGCCUCCUGGAUUGUUGAUGAAGAGGAGGAGAGUAAUGGAGAGAUAGACGAAGAGAGCAGUGAAGAGGACGACGAUGAUGACGACAUGUUGGACGAGGCCAUGGAGGAUGAGGACAAUGUUUCUCAGGAUCCAGGUUCAGAAGAAGAAGAGGAGGAGGAGGAUGAGGAGGAGGAAGAGGUGUGCGCCGAAGAGCGAACAGGAGUAGAUGAGCGAUAUGAUGAGCACAUUGAUGUGGCGGCAGAGGAAGAAGGCCUUAAACGCUACCGUGAAGCUCGGUCCAAUGAAAUGUUUCCUGAUGAGGUGGACACGCCACUUGACAUGCCAGCUCGAAUCAGGUUCCAGCGCUAUAGGGGCCUGAAAAGUUUCCGCUCCUCACCCUGGGACACCAUGGAGAACUUGCCCCUCAACUACUCACGCAUCUUCCAGUUUAAGAGCUUUGAGCGCACUCGCCACCGCAUACUGGCUGAGGCCGCCGCAGAGGAAGAGGGAGCCAUGGUGGGCUGGUAUGUUACGCUGCACAUCCUUGAUGUCCCCUCUUCUGUGAUGGAGAGUGUGCAGUCAGGCAAACCUCUGAUAAUGGUGUCUCUCUUGCCCCACGAACAGAAGAUGUCGGUGAUGCACCUCUUGGUGAGGAGACACCCCAGCAACACAGAGCCCAUCAAAUCUAAAGAGGAGCUGGUGUUCCACUGUGGAUUUCGGAGGUUCAGGGCUUCUCCUAUCUUCUCCCAGCACACUUCAGCUGACAAGCAUAAGAUGGAGCGCUUCCUCAGGCCAGAUGCCCCCACCGUGGUGUCGGUGUACGCUCCCAUUACCUUCAACCCCGCGGGAGUCCUGCUCUUCAAACAGAAGAAUGAUGGCAUCCAGGACUUGGUGGCUACAGGCAGCCUCCUCAGCUGUGACCCUCAGCGUGUAACGCUGAAGAGGAUUGUACUGAGCGGACACCCGUUCAAAAUAAACAAGCGCUCAGCUACGGUCCGUUACAUGUUAUUCAACAGGGAGGAUAUAAUGUGGUUCAAGCCAGUUGAGCUGCGGACAAAGUGGGGAAGGAGAGGCCACAUCAAAGAGGCUUUGGGAACACAUGGUCACAUGAAGUGUGUAUUUGAUAAUCAAAUGCGCUCGCAAGACACUCUCCUGAUGAAUUUGUACAAGAGAGUGUAUCCUCGCUGGACGUAUGACCCCUUUGUGCCCUCUUCGUUAACCUGGUUCAAGAGAGAGAUCAUCGUGGAUAUUGACGACUUGGACAUGGAAUAGUGCAUGAUAACGCAAGAAAGACACAAUGUACUAACGGCAAUACCUUAUAUCUGUGUGAUCACAUGACCUUUUCAAAAAGUGUAAUGUGUAUUAAAACGUUGGAUUCAAAGUU